AUGGUUCGAACCCGCUUGGCUGCGGCACGCGUUUUCGCGGAUGAAGUGUCCUACAGGGGCUUCGGCGACUGCUUCUGGAGCACGUGGAGGCAAGGUGGUGUGCGGGGGCUUUACGCUGGCUGCUUUGCCAGCAUGUUGGAAAUUGCACCUUAUAGCGCCAUCGUCUUCACCGCGUACGAAGGCAUUAAGCAGCGGUUGCUGCCGGUCGGCAGCACCGGCGUCCUGCCAUCCGGGCCGCAGAUUCUGGCAGGAGUCACUAGUGGCUUGACUGCCGCAAGCAUCUGCUAUCCGAUGGACACAGUCAGACGACAACUUAUGCUGGACGGAGCACUGGGGUUCGAUGCUAGGUAUGGUGGCAGCCUCUGGAAGUGUUGCAACCAUCUCUGGCGCCAGGGUGGCUUUCCGCUCUUUUAUCGUGGCUGGACAGCUACGCUGCUAAAAGCUGUGCCAACGGUCACGAUCACUUUCCUGACCAAAGAUUUCCUAUCUGAGAUGUUGAAAAGAUCCUGA
Messenger RNA from Symbiodinium pilosum, 510 nucleotides. Lineage: Eukaryota; Dinophyceae; Suessiales; Symbiodiniaceae. The record is from the annotation of a GenBank genome assembly.